UGGGGCUGAUUACCUCUGCAGUCCUUGGUAGCUUGGUACUGCCUGGGUUAAUGACACCAGCGACGAGAUAAGGCCCAACCCUCUUGAUAUCCAGGCGUUACUCCACCAGCUCCCUUUCAUUGAGAAAAGCUUAUUGGUUUCCCAGGGUUAUUCCAGCAGUCACCUGGCAGAGCACACGGUUGUUUUUCACGGAGACUAUAUUGACAAGUCAAGGUCCACUGAGCGGGGUGGGUUGGCCCUAUAAAUACAGGGACACUGGCGUUAGCAGCAGCAGUACUCACAAGCUCAUCCUAUGAGAGGACACUUGCAUUUGACUACGCAGAUCUACACCAAGCUACAAAAUGGAUAAUGAGUGUCAUUGUUCAGCCAACAGCGAAAGGCUUUCAAACCCUAUUCUCUACAACAUCCUGUGCCAAAUGGAUAACAGCAAACCAAGACAAAACAACUUCAACUACAAUUCAGUACCACAUAGAUGCAACUGCGAGCUACGACGGACAGUGUGCCUGAAAAGGCCAGCUGAGAUUUGCAAAGAAGCUUCAGCAGUUCUGGUUAAAACCGUCCAUUUCAUGAAGAACUUGCCUGCUUUUAACCAGCUGCCACCAAACGACCAGUUCUCACUUCUAAAAAGCUGCUGGGCGCCGCUCUUCAUUUUGGGUCUGGCCCAGGAGCAUGUGGACUUUGAGGUGAUGGACACCCCCACUGACAGCAUGUUGAAAAAGAUUCUGCUGAACCGUCAGGAGAGCCCUGAGAUGGAGAGGGAGCAGCCCACCAUGGCCGGUGUCAGCAAACUCAAGUCCUGCCUCAAAAAGUUUUGGAGUUUGGAUUUGAGUCCAAAGGAGUACGCAUAUCUCAAAGGGACCACAAUAUUUAAUCCAGAUGUUCCAGAUUUAAAGGCAGCUCUGUUCGUCGAAGGCUUGCAACAGGAGGCUCAGCAUGCCCUCAGCGAGGUGGUCCAACUCCUGCGCCCGGGGGACCAGGAGCGCUUUGCUCGCGUCCUCCUCACAGCCUCCGUGCUGCAGAGCAUCACGCCCAGCCUCAUCACCGAACUCUUCUUCCGGCCCGUGAUAGGCCAGGCCGAUCUGCUGGAGCUGCUGGUCGACAUGCUCUUCUGCAGAUAGGAGGAGGUGGAGGACCUCAUGUGACUGUCCUGGACAAAAGUUGAAUUUUUUAACAGCAGCGAUGCAGAACUUUUUUGUCAACCUCAGCAAUGUUCCCUCAUGAAAUGAAGGAAUGCCUAACAAAAAACAAAAACAAAAAAAACCACUUAUGAUUGAGCCAACAAACAUUGUGGAUUAGUAAACUAUGAAUGUAUUAUUGAAGCUGAGGUCACUUUAGCCCAGUCUGAAAAGAUUUUAUCUGCUGUAUCCACUGUUUGCUUUAGUGUUGUAAAUAUGUUUUGUCUGCAUUUACAGAACAUUUCAAAUAAAUAUAUUUUUGUACGUGAA
Lates calcarifer (barramundi perch) is the source of this 1445-nucleotide messenger RNA. It is a transcript of the gene nr0b2a, whose product is annotated as nuclear receptor subfamily 0, group B, member 2a. The transcript is spliced from 2 exons. Gene Ontology annotation, molecular function: transcription factor binding; transcription corepressor activity. The coding region runs from base 342 to 1118 and encodes 258 amino acids. Gene Ontology annotation, biological process: negative regulation of transcription by RNA polymerase II; circadian rhythm. Gene Ontology annotation, cellular component: cytoplasm; nucleus. Lineage: Eukaryota; Metazoa; Chordata; Actinopteri; Centropomidae. The record is from RefSeq and is a predicted model, not a curated record.